This is a messenger RNA of Cylicostephanus goldi, 229 nucleotides long. The record is from the annotation of a GenBank genome assembly. NCBI's taxonomy places the organism in Eukaryota, Metazoa, Nematoda, Chromadorea, Rhabditida, Strongylidae.
GUAGUGAUUCCUGUACUAUGUCUGCUAUGCUGCGUCACCAAUUGGUGUGCAGAAGCUCGACGAAUUUGGCGUACUGGCCAUGCCAGCGACGAAGAAACCCUAAAACUGAAUCCAAGGAGUGUCCAAGUGUCAGUCUCCGACUCUGGAACAGCUGUGGCGUCACUUCAGCCUGUCGCACCUCAACGGGUAAUUUGGUAAACUUCUUUGUGCUGCAAUUUUGCAAAUGAUG